GACGUCCCUUCACUAGUUACUGCAGCUCUCGUCCCUCUCCUCGUGCGUUAAGAUUGACGCGUGCGCGCGGGCAUUCUUGGUGCAGUUGGUAUAGCAGUCCCUCGUUCAUUGCAUCGUCCCCAGCGCGCCCUCGACUCCGCCUCGUCCAGCAGCACGAGAGCCGAGCAGCUCACCAGCGGCAGCAGCAGCAGCAUUUCUCUCCAGCACAGCUUACCACCCUCCAGAUGCGCCAGACGACGCGAUGAGCUCACUGCCACUAUUUACAGCCCAGUCACUUUAUUUACGUUGGAGCGAUGCCGUGGAAGCCGCUUCCUUCAGUCGCGUUUGCUAUUGCUACUGCUCCCUUCACUGCGAGUGAAAAGUACCAUCUCCCCCUGCAGAUUGGCGACCACAUCUAUGUCAUCGAACAAGGCGGCUCGCGAAAUGAGUGGUAUCGAGGAUAUUUGGUCGCGCCGCCGUCGCUGCUGGCAGGCCUCACCAGCGAUCGCGGCCAGCAGCUGGAGCAUCGUGUCUUCUCUGGAAUCUUUCCUGCCAACUGCGUCGAAGUCCGCGAAUACCUAGGCGAGGGGAAAUUGCCCGAUGGGAACGAAGAAGAUGAAGCGAUAGACAACAUUGAGGACCCGCGCCAGCGGAGGAAGAGUCAGGCAUUGGCUGCGCGUCGAAAGAGCCAGCGAUUGAGCAAGAAGCAGAGCACACGCAGCCUGAGGAAAGAGCGGAAGUCGAUAUUUCUGUCGGACGAGCCUCUACCUCGAGCUCCUGGCGCGCCCAAGCCCCUGGCACCCGUCCCUCUCCUGCGCGUGGGAGAUGAGUCCAGCCUGUCAGCGACCGAGCCUCUGAUAGACGAAAUCGCAUCCUGCUUGCGAGAAUGGCACGAUGCACGUCUGCACGACCUGCUCCUGGCGCGAGGAUAUACCCAGCUUGCAAAGGUUGAGCAGCUCGUGAAGAGAGUGGACACUGCGAGGAGUCAGCUCAUGCACGAUGUCUUGACUCAGAAAGAGCUCGUAGUGCUGCGAGAAGACACGGUGUGGGAUCUCGUUGCUGGCAACAAGAUGCUGAGCGAAGAGGUCAUCGUCCGAAGUCCCACAGAAAAUGGUCGGAUCCUGACUGCAGACGACUCCGUCAUUGAGAUGACCAAGCUGCAGGCGAACAUGAGCAUACUUGACAGACCUCCAAAGCCCGUGACAGACAAGCACAUGCUACACCAUCUUCUGGUGGAUGCGCGCAACCUGGUCGCUGAUGCAGAACAUCCAGGAACGCUUCACGUCAGUCUCUUCACUAAGGAGCAUGGUGAGAAGCCACAGCCCCUGAGUGAGAACUUUGCCAUCUCGGUACCUCUACCAGAAGAGCCCUCUGCCGCCCCCGAGGACCAGCCGCAGACACUAUUCGUGAACUUGAGCAAUGCGGAUGUUGGCACAGGCGCAGCGUCACGCUCCUUGUACGUCGUCUUCAAGUUGAUGCGGGAUGAACCUGUGAGGUCUGCAGUCUAUGGUCAAGGGAUCAAUCACGCGCAGAAGCCCGCUUUGACAAGCAACGCGCAUGGUGGCUCUCAGGGAAGUUCGAAGGGACGACUCAGUGUGUUUGGCAGCACGAGGAAAAAGAGCGACCACGGACGUAAUGGUUCCAAUGUGCCUUCCCGGCCCGGCACAUCGCAGUCCCAGCGAUCGGACAGGACUGGCACUUCUGGUGGGAAAGCUGGCUCGGACACGGCAGGCGAAACGAAACUUGUGCGGCGCUGCGUGGGCGUCGGAGCCAUCGAUGUGACCCGCUUUGCUCAGGGCAGCACGAGCACAGAAACGACGGUCUCACUUUGGACGCCCAACUCUUCUGUUGCUGACGACAAGCACGACGAGGACGAGGACUGGCUAGAGAUCGUACGUGACCUAACUCGCAGCGCAAGUCGUGGCUAUUCUCGUGUUGGACUGAUCAAACGUCUGGAUGUGUUUGUGCAAGCGUUCGCCACAGCAGAUUUAGCAGGUCUUGUUCGCGACACUCCGACAUUGCUACACAAUGUUCUGAUGACUCCUAAACUCGGUUUCUCUGGCGUGCCGACGGAAAAGCGAAGCGACAUCUACCUCACAUUGACCGAACCACGCUUACAACGCAGCUCCACCCUCGCACAUUCCAAAUACGGUGCCGUGCCGCUCAACCAACGUACCCAAACAAGCCUCUCAAAUUUACAGCUCACUCUGGAGGUUCGCAAAGCCAGUGGGGAGCGCUUCGAAGGGUGCAUAUUCACGUCUGCGAACCACGAAGGUCACACCGCAUGGCGCACGACUGGCAUCGAGCGUGGAGAAGGCUGGAACCAGACCAUCAGACUGGCCAUACCUGCAGAGGAAGUUCCGGGCAGCCAUGUUGUGAUGAGCAUUGCAGAUUAUCCCAACUUCCCUUUCGCGCUCGCGUGGUUACCUUUAUGGGAGUUCGAUGCCUUCGUGCGUGAUGGGGAGCAUCAGAUGUCUUUGUACGUCUACGAUGAAUACUCGAGCAGCAUAAUCAACGGCAAGGGCGCGUAUUUGGCUCUGCCACCCUGGCACGACAAAAGCGAUCCCUCUCAGGCAGCGGCAGCCACCAUUGCAUUGAGAACAUAUCUCUGCAGCACAGAGUAUUCACAGGACCCAACAUUACUUGGCGUAUUGCACUGGCGAAAUUACCACGGCGAAGGACUCAAGGAACUCCUGGGUCGCUUUCCGUUCGUGCCAGAGAUCGAAAUCGUGAAACUGCUGCACGAUGUCUUUGGGGUCAUGUUUGAGAUUCUGCACGAGUACGAUGAAAUUGAAGAGUACGAGGACCUGGUCUUUUACAACUUCGUGGUCAUUCUCGGCAUCGGUCGGGACAAGCGCUUUGAACUGGGUAACAUCAUUGAGGAAUAUGCCAUGACAAGGCACGACUGGCCGCGAGCAAGCAAAGCACUCGUUCGCGCAUUUCAUCGACUUGUCGCCCGCAACAUGGAUCCUGAGUCUUCCCGGAAGCUCCGUGCCGCUCUGAAGGUUGGUGACCAGAUGCUGAAGCUGAUCAUUGAUUCGAUGAAGCACUCGCCUGGAAGCGUGGAUGAGGAAGAGCACAACAGCAUCCUGCCGGCUGAUCGUCAGGGUGAGCUUAGACGUGAAUUGCAGAAGUUCUUCGUCGCGAUCAUGGCAUUGCUGCGCAAUCCUAUGCCGGUCUUGCUGGGCACACAAACGCUACUGAUACAGCGCUUCCACACAUGGCUGCCAGAACUGACGCCAAUCAUGUCAUCAAACGACAUCCUGGAAGUAGCGACUGACCUCAUGAGUUCUUGCUCUCAUGCAAAAGGCAAAAUGACGCUAUAUCGCCUAAUUCUCUUGGUCAAUUACAGUCACCUCGAUAUCUUCAAGACGCCCGAAACAAGGGCGAAUCUCAUAGCAAGCACCUUCAGCUGGCUCGAACCUUAUUGGGGAUGGGUACCAGAACCUGAUCAGCAAUGGCGGGAUUCAGUCCGGUUAUGCUGCUCGGUCGUUGCAGCGCAAAUGGAGCACCUUGGCGAAGAAAGCUGCCAGUAUGUGCCUAAACUGGCUGAGUCUUUCGGCGUCUUGAAGGAGCAACCGCGCCAUUCAAAACGUGUAUUCAGCAUGCUGUUCCCCACCUCUUAUCCCUUUCCGACGAAACCGACGACCGAAGACAUUGACGUCGACGAGGCGAUGCUCGAAAUCGCAGCGCUUUUGGCGGCGGCGCUUUCCUCCAAUCGAAAGCUCUAUUUUGAUUCGAACAUUGUGGACAUACCUACUGUGCUAAUGCAAGCCCUAGAAGUCAGCCAGAGCAUUUUGUCAUGUCAGGCGUUUCCGAGCAGCUGGCUGAGCUUGCUCGUCAGUCAUCAUCGCUACAGCAUCACAGCGCUAGAACGGAUAGAGGAAAUCUUGAUUGAUGGGCUGCCAGAUGUGUAUGCCCCUGACGCCAGCGAGGCAUUCGAGUUUGAUACAACAAUGUGGCGGACAUACUUCGAUACACUGUUUGCAACUUUGAGCAGCCCGAUCCUGGCCAUGGAAACUUUCCCAGAGCAGAAGCGACGAGCAGUCUGGAAAAUCGCAGGAGACGUUCGUGAGCUCGGAGCUGAUCUACUCAAGCGGAGUUGGGAAGCGAUCGGAUGGGAGACGGACGAGGAAGAGAAGCAAUUGUAUGGCUACCAGCGCAUGGGUGGUUACCAAGUGCAGUUCGUGCCUGAGAUGGUCGCGCCGAUCGUCGAGCUUUGCCUCAGCGUCCACGCCAGUCUGCGGGCAGUCGCUAUCGAAGUAUUGCGUGCCAUGAUCAUCGGAGCUUGGCAAAUCGAUCAAGACUUGUCGCUCAUUCAGACCGCCAUGAUCGACUGUCUGGACAAGCUAUGCAGAAACACGAACGUGACCGAGUCGAUGCUGCAAAAGACCUUUGUACCUGAGAUGAUCGAACGCUUUCGGCCAUUGGAAAAAACGAGCGAGCGCGCACUUUUCAGUGCAGUGGUUGACAUGUUUAGCAGGAUCCAAGAGUUACUGGAAAUGCUGGCCAGCGUGCACUCGAGCAAAGCGGGUAUCAACGAUGCCAGCCGCCUUGUCGAUACCUUGCGUCUGAUGGAGUUCCUGCGCGAUGUACAAUCCGAAGAUGCCUACACACGCUACGUGCACCAAUUAUCGGGCAUGCAGGUCGCGGCUGGCAACACCACUGAGGCAGGAUUGGCGCUUCAAAUGCACGCGGACCGCUAUGAGUGGGAUCCCAACAUGCAUCUGACCGCCUUGGAAGAUCCUCCAAUGCCCGCGCAAACUGCUUUCGAGCGCAAAGAGGCGCUGUAUUUUAAGAUGUGCCAGCAUUACGAGAAAGGCCAAUCGUGGAAGCGAGCGCUUGGGGCGUACCGGGAGCUGGCUACUCACUACGAGUCAAAUGUCUUCGACUACGCAAAGUUGGCCCGCACGCAACGCGCCAUUGCUGGUGUUCACGAGCGCAUUGCGCGUGGCGAUCGUCCAAACCCCAGAUAUUUCAGAGUGGCAUAUCGAGGGCUCGGCUUCCCACCUACGCUUCGAGACAAGCAGUUUAUCUUUGAAGGCUACCCCAGCGACAGAUUGGCCCUGUUCGAGGAUCGCAUGCAGCAACUUUAUCCAUCAGCACAGAUCUUGCGUGGUGGUGCUGAACCUGCCGUGGAAGGACAGUUCCUGCAGAUCUAUGCCGUCAGUCCCAACAAAGACCUUGAGCACAUGGUCUACCAGCGCACCAAAGUAUCACAGGCAGUGCGAGACUUCAAUCUGACAGCGAACCCGCGUAAAUUUGCCAUGACUUCGAGACAUCCUGCACACGACAUUCCGAUUACCGAGCAGGUUGUAGAGAAAGUUGUCUACACUGCUGCGGACGAGUUCCCCACGAUCCUUCGACGAAGCGAGAUUGUCAAGAUCGAGACCGUCACCCUCUUACCGAUCGAAGCUGCAGUAGAGCGAACGACACGCAAGACACAAGAACUGCUGGCUUUGGAGAAGCGUAUCGUGAGCGGUCAGGACAAGGGUGCCAUGUCACGACUGAGUGAAGACUUGAUGAGCUCAGUUGACCCCGAUUCUGGCACCAGUGUGUCGCGAUACCGUGGGUUACUCCCUGCAGGUCAUGGCCAAGAUAACCAAUCCCUCGAGCCUUCACUCUACGCGCGUUCCUACGACGCUCCACUCGAGCCCAUGCAAAGCGCCUUGCAAGUCGCCCUGCUUGACCAUACAUUAGCCAUCAGACGCUGCCUCGCUCUGUACAAGAACUCCGAGCACCUCGCUACAAGAGCAGAGUUAGUGCCCCGCUUCGAAGCUACCUUUUCGCAUGAACUGGGUACCCUUUUCCCGCAUCGAGAACGUUACGAAGAAGAAGAUGUUACGCCAAGAAAUUCCAUCGACGCGGCGCACGCGGCGCUGACAGCAGCUGCAAUAGAACAGCACCAGCAAGCGAAUUCGGGCGCUGGACAAGGAGACUGGCAAGAAGAUGAGCCGGAUAAGGAGAAGAGUAGGGGUCGGAGGGGUUCGUUCUUGAAGAGAAGACUUUCGAAACAAGGAAAGGGAUUGUUGGGAGAGACGAAUGGUGAUGAUGCUGGUGGUGAGAGACAGGCUCGUCCGGCUAGUCAGUCGAGAAGGAGAGAUCGCAGUUCGAGUCGAUGGAGCUUUUUCCGUGCUAAUCAGCAGGAUGAUGAGGACGCCGGGAAAGGCGGAUUGGAUGUGCCGAAGCGGGAGAGGAGAGGGUCGUUGAAGCAGAGGUUGAGCUUUAUACAGGAUCGAAAGUAGGUGGUGGAUUGAGGUUUUGAUUUGUGAGGAUGUACGAUGGACGACAGGUAUGGAUGAGAAGUUGGAAGAGGUGGGCCGUUGACUUGAGGAGAAAGAAUGAUGGAGAGGAAUUGUUUCACUUUAUCGAAUUGUUCUGAUACCCCGUAGACUUAUAGUACUAUAGC
Cercospora beticola is the source of this 6388-nucleotide messenger RNA. It is a transcript of the gene DCK1, whose product is annotated as guanine nucleotide exchange factor DCK1. Gene Ontology annotation, biological process: small GTPase-mediated signal transduction. NCBI's taxonomy places the organism in Eukaryota, Fungi, Ascomycota, Dothideomycetes, Mycosphaerellales, Mycosphaerellaceae. Gene Ontology annotation, cellular component: cytoplasm; plasma membrane. The record is from RefSeq and is a predicted model, not a curated record. Gene Ontology annotation, molecular function: small GTPase binding; guanyl-nucleotide exchange factor activity.